Juglans microcarpa x Juglans regia is the source of this 4686-nucleotide messenger RNA. RefSeq names its product TMV resistance protein N-like. Gene Ontology annotation, molecular function: protein binding; ADP binding. The record is from RefSeq and is a predicted model, not a curated record. The transcript is spliced from 9 exons. NCBI's taxonomy places the organism in Eukaryota, Viridiplantae, Streptophyta, Magnoliopsida, Fagales, Juglandaceae. Gene Ontology annotation, biological process: defense response; signal transduction. The coding region runs from base 1 to 4686 and encodes 1561 amino acids.
AUGGCUUUCAUGACCACUGAUCAGACAGCCCUGCCUUCUUCUUCUUCUUCGCCAACUCGAUGGAAAUAUGAUGUUUUCCUUAGUUUCCAUGGUGAGGACACCCGUAAGAGUUUUACAGCACAUAUGUAUGCUGCUUUGGAACAGAGAGGCAUUUACACCUUUCGGGAUGAUGAAAGACUAGAGCGUGGAAAUUAUAUUUCCCUGGAACUCUUGAAAGCAAUUAAAGAAUCCAAGUAUGCCAUCAUCGUCUUCUCAAUGAACUACGCUUUUUCGAAGUGGUGUUUGAUUGAGCUUGCCAAGAUCGUUGAAUGCAUGAAAGAAAACCGGCUAGCAGUUUUUACGGUCUUCUAUCACGUUGAUCCCUCUCAGGUACGAAAUCAGAAGGGAACUUUUGCCAAAGCCUUUGUUAAACAUGGAAAGGAUCCAGAUAUCGACAUAAAGAGGAUACAAACGUGGAGAGCUGCCUUGGAAGAAGUGGGCAAUAUUGCCGGAUGGCAUCUACAUGAUAGGGAUGAAUCAACAACUAUUAAAGAAAUCGUUGGAAAGAUACUUAGUCAAUUGAAUCGUACAUGCUCGACCGUUUCAGAGGAACUUUUUGGAAUAGACUCCCCAGUUGAUGAGAUGUGGAAGUUACUAAGAAGAAAAUCUGAUGAUGUUCGCUUUGUAGGGAUUUGUGGGAUGGGUGGAAUCGGUAAAACAACACUAGCAGAAGUCGUUUUCAAUAGAAUCAGUAAUCAAUUUCAAGCUACCAGCUUUAUUGGUUGUGUUAGAGAAGAGACUGGAUAUCGGGGUCUAGUUUCUUUACAAAAGCAACUUCUUUCUCAGAUCCUCGAGGAAGAAAAAAUAAAUAUUUGGGAUGUUCGUGGGGGAAUAAAUAUGAUAAAGAACAGACUUUUCAGUAGAAAGGUUCUUAUUGUUCUUGACGAUGUGGAUAAAGAACAACAGCUAGAAGCAUUAGCAGGGAAUCAUGACUGGUUUGGUCCAGGAAGUAGAAUCAUUGUAACAAGUAGAGAUGGGCAUUUGUUAAAAAGACAUGUUGAUGAUAUAUAUAUGGCUACGGGCCUUGGACAUGCGGAUGCUCUGCAGCUCUUUUGUUGGAAAGCCUUCAAGAAACCUUACCCCGAGGAAAAUUACGUGGAUCUAUGCAAGGAGUUUGUGAAAUAUGCUAAUGGACUUCCUUUAGCGCUUAAAGUUUUAGGUUCUUCAUUGUAUGGUAGAGGAAGAAAUGAAUGGGAAAGUGCCCGAGAUAAACUAAAAGCAAAUCCUAAUAGAGAAGUUUUAGACAUUCUUGAAAUAGGUUUCCAUAGCCUUGGGGUUACAGAGAGAAGACUAUUUUUAGAUAUUGCAUGUUUCUUCAAAAGAGAGAUAAAAAAAGAUCUCAUAAUAGAUUUAUUGGAGAGUUCUGGUUAUCCCCCGCACAUUGACAUUGCUAUUCUUGUAGACAAAUCUCUACUUACUGUCUGCGUUGGAAAUAGUUUCUCGAUGCAUGAUUUGCUACAAGAAAUGGGGCAAGAAAUAGUUCGACGUGAAUCUCCUGAAGAGCCUGGCCGACGUAGUAGGUUGUGGCUUCUUGAAGACGCCCUUGAAAUGUUGAGCAAUAAUACUGGAACAAAUGUUGUUGAAGGGAUAGUACUAAACUUACCAUUUCAAAAAGAGGAAAACUUGAAUGCGGAAACCUUCUCAAAGAUGAAAAAGCUGAGAUUACUUAAAAUUCGUUAUGGGCAGCUUCCUGAAGACCUCAGUUAUCUUUCUAACGAGUUACGCCUUUUGGAAUGGUUUGGAUAUCCUUUAAAAUCAUUCCCAAGCACUUUCCAACCUGACAAACUUGUUGAACUUAGAAUGCCUUGCAGUCAAAUCAAACAGCUUUGGAUUAAUGGAACCAAAAGGUUAUGCAAGUUAAAACUCAUUGAUCUGAGUUAUUCUCGAAACUUGGACAAGAUGCCAAACUUUAAUAAGAUCCCAAAUCUUGAGAAGCUAAUUCUUCAAGAAUGUACAAGCCUGCCUUCGGUCCACCAGUCCAUUGGAGUUCUCAGACGGCUUAUUGUAUUGAAUCUUCGAGGUUGCAAGAGUUUUGCCAACCUUCCAGAGAACAUCGGAAGUAUGGAAUGCCUCAAGGAGCUUGAUGCAAGUGAAACUGCUAUAACUCGAAUACCAUCCUCUAUUUCGUUACUGAAGAACCUCCAAAACUUGUCCCUUCACGGAUGUAAAGGUCUGGCACAUAAACCAUGGGAAUCAAUCUUCUCUAGUUGGUUGUUACAAAAGGAAAGCUCGGAUCCCAUAGGCAGAUUGUCGUGGCGUAAUACCUUCUCAAGUUUAAGCUCUUUAAGAUCACUAGACCUAAGUGACUGCAAUAUUUUGGAUGGUGCAAUCCCCGAUGACCUUAGUGGCCUAUCCUCAUUGCAGUCAUUAAAUUUAAGUGGGAACGAAUUUACUAGCUUAACGGAUGGCAUAUGUCAAGUCUCCAAACUUAAAGAAGUUUUCUUCAGAAAUUGUAGAAGGCUUCAAGCAUUGCCAAAGCUUCCAUCGGGUAUAGCGUUUGUAUGGGCUGAAAAUUGUGCCUCGCUGAACAUUUAUUCUGAUCAAAUUUACUUUUGGUGUUCGAGUGAACAAGUUGUGACUCUUUGUUGCUCUAGAAUGCAAUCUGCUGAAGAGGAGUCACUUAGAUCUCUUUUAAGGACAGACCCCGACCGACCGAAUCCAUCGUUGCGUCGAAUCCUUGAGAGUUGUGAUCCCAAUGUAAGAUGUGGCCCUUCGUGGGCUGCUGAAAUCCCAAAGUGGUUCGACAAGCAGAGCACCAGUUCCUCUGUAACAACGCGGAUGCAUCCAACAUCGGACGGUAAUGAGUGGAUGGGAUGUGCUCUGUUUGUUAUUUAUGAAGCCCAUGAGCUUGAGACUUCGAAUUUUAGGAUUUCUGAGAGAAGUGACACUACUUUGGAUUUGAAGGAUGUACACCAGUUUGUUUGUGAUUUUGAGACCAAUGAAGGUCGUCUAAAACAACCAUUGGUUCUUAAUAACCCUAAAGUCCCUUUUGUUGGGCCAACUGGGUUUUGGGUAUAUAUACCAUAUGUGUGGUUUUCGGAACAAUCAAAUAAUCCGCGGAAAAAAGAGAAUAAGAAACGAUCGAAUUAUAAGCCAGAUAGAUGGAGGUACAUUGUGGCUUCAAUUACAACAGGCAGUCCGGGCGUGGAGGUGAAAAAGCUUGGGAUGCGUAUAUUAUAUGAACGUCAUAAAGAUGGUAAAGAGUUUGCUGAAUCUAUAGAUCGAUGCUCUUCAGGGGUUUUUUCUGGAGAACGUUCAACUUUUCGAAAAGUUGCACAAUGUAUGUCGAAUUUGCCUACUCGUCAUGUGGGUGAGGCAGAUCAAUGUGUUUCCAUGACUUGCAUUCCUUGCCCCUUAUCAAAUGAGGAUCAUGGGCUGAAAGGCGUCCUUCUUUCGUUGCUUUUACAAUGCUUUGAGGUAAAACAUGCAAAAAACAAAGUGUACAAAUAUAUUUUUCCUUUAAGAGCAUCACCGCCAUGGUUCAUAGAUCAUCGUUUUGGGCGCUCUAUCAGAAUCCCCCUGCCCGUCAAUUUGUAUGAUGAUAUAAGAUGGAUCGGAUUUGCUGUAUAUGCUUGUUUUGCUGUGAAGGAGAAUACAUCGGUUUCCCAUGACUCAAAAUUAACUUCCCGCAACUUCUCUUGUCUUUUGUCUACGGAUGAUGGCUGCAUUCAAUCUUCUACAAUAUUUCCCCUCACCAGAGACAUCUUUCGUGAGUCACAUCGACUUUUGGUGUUUCACAUACCACGUCUGUCUUUUACCCAUAAGUUGAAUCAACAAAAUGCAAUUCGGGCUUUAUUUGGAACCUCCAGUUCAGAUGUGGAGGCACACGUGUGUGGAAUGAGAGUAGUGUAUGAGCACCAAGUGGAAGGGUUUGUUCAAGCAGUGGUUGACUGCAUCUUAGGUAGUCCGGAGGGAUACCAUCAAGGUUAUAAGCGAAGUCUUGUACAUCAAUUGAACAGUGAUCUGCCAAGAAAUGUUCAUCAGGCUGGAUCUGAAUCUGUAAAUGCAUCUGGAAGAAAAACGUCGAGUACUGGUCAUUCUGAUUACUCUCCCACAUCGCAAAGGCUGAGGAUAUGCACGUCGACUGAAUCAUUGCCAAAGCUUCCAUCAAGUGUUGAACACCUAGCGGACUGCUUUGAUCAUCAGCGAGUUUUCAAUAAUUGUUUUCCACAAAGUGAUAUUCCGAAAAUUUUCUGCAGUGAUCACUCUGGUCCUUUGCUGACAUUCCGGCCAUGCCCAGAUAUAUACAAUAGUUCUGACUGGAGUGGAAUUGCAGUGUGUGCCAUUUUCACAUUCCUCAAGCAUUCCACGCUUGUCCAUAACAGUCUAGGUUUGGAAAUUUCUCGCGGCCUUACUUGUUAUUUUGGAAGCGAUGUAGGUUGGACAAUAUCGAUUCACAAGAACAACACGGAGUCAGAAUUUACCAAAUCUAGUUGGUUAAAUCAAUGUGAAUUCCUUUGGCUAUUGUAUAUACCGCGUGCUUCGAUUCUAGAUAAGCUGAAACCGUGGAAUCUCUUGAAGGCCUUAUUUGUAAGCAAAAGCCAAGGCCUAAUGGUGCAGAAGUGUGGGCAUGCUCUAGUGUACCAGCAAAACGUUGAAGAGUUAGUGCGAAUGAUAACUCACUGCUCAUCCACGUUCUUUCUUUGA